AAGAAGGAGAAGUGAAAAUGUCAACUGGAAUAGAAAAGUAUCGAGUACAAAUGAAAAAUGAUGGUCUAAUAAUACGCCGGCUUCUCGUGUCCCAGCUUUCAACCUUGACUGCUUCCUUUCCUUUCCUUUCAUUUCAUCGCAUUUCUUCUUCUUCAGGUAGGAUCUCGUCAAAGAGGCAUGGUGGAGUUCAUUCCCGGCUUUGAAUAGUUAGCUCAACAAUUCUCUAUGCUACUUCUUGGAAAGCUCUUUAUCUUAUAGUGCAACUCUUGUUUGAACUUCUACUUGCUACUGGCUUGUUUGGUUGAGGAUUUUGUUGGAUUCUUCUUUUGCCAAUUUAUAUUCUUCAUCUGCAUUUGGAUCACACAUGUAGAACUGGUUACGGACUAGUUUUGAGGAUUAGAGUUCAUAAAUACAAUGAUGGGUUCGAUUCCAACUACUGUCUAUUACUGCUGUGUAUCCAAGGGUAAUCGGAUCCUCUAUGCAUAUAGCAGUGGAGAUCAUGAAAUUGAGAAUUUGGCUGCAUUGUGCUUGGAGAAGGCUCCUCCUUUCCAUAAAUGGUAUAUUGAGACCUCCGGUAAGAGGACUUACGGGUUUCUGAUUGAAGAUGGAUAUGUUUAUUUGAUCAUUGUUGAUGAGAGUCUUGGUACACCAGGGAUUCUUCAGUUUCUAGAGCACUUGAGAGAUGAGUUCAAGAAGAUAGCUAGGAAAGGUUCAAGGGGAAGUUUGUUGAGUAUGAACUCUAUUGGCAUUGAAGAACAGUUAGUUCCGAUUAUCCAUCGGCUGAUAACCUCCUUAGAAAACGUUUCUCAGGGUGGUAGUAAUUGGACUGCUGAACCUCACCCAUCACUUCAUGCCGGUCUUUCUCCAUCACCAGGUACUGUGAACGGAAAAAUUGAAGUUGCCAGUUCUACAAAGGCCCCUCUACUUGGGAAGUCUAACAAGCAAGAGAAGAAGAAGGCCAAAGAUCACACUAUUGCGAUGAGAGACAUUGAGAUGGAAGAACAUAGGAUAUCUGUUGAUAGAGGAAUCAAUCUAGAUUCAUCAACUUUGGAUUCUAAUAACCUCAGUGGAGCAGGUUCUUCAAUUGCCUUACAAAAGGAUUCGGGCUUAAUGAGGAGUAGAUCAGGCUCUCACGGCAUUCGAAAGAAGUGGUGCCGCCAAGUGCGAAUUGUCCUUGCUAUAGAUGCGGCUGUUUGCGUGGUACUGUUUGUGAUUUGGUUAUUGAUUUGUCGUGGCAUUGAGUGCAUCCGUUAAUUAUCCUGUCAUUUAAAUGAGCUUCUGAGAUCUAUCAGUUUCUGAACUGGCGCAAUCAUGACUUCAAAUUCUUGUAAGAGAGUAGGGGAGUGUGUGUGGGAGUCGAUAGGAGCAGAAAUAUGAGGAAGCACCAUCUUUUCAUAAUGAUAUUUUUACACCCUAUUUGGAGGUAUGUGAUAAAAUACGCAUUGUCUAGGAAUUUGUUGUACAGUUUUAUAGUUUAUUUGCCUAUGUAUAUUCAAGUUUAUGAAAUUUUAUGAACUUCUCUUCUGAGUUGAGAGUUCCAGACCUAAUUGCAAUCGCAUAGUAUAGUGUAUUUUUUGGAAUUUGGUCAUGUUAUGUCAUUUUAGUUUUGUGUAAUGCAUGUAACCAUCUUGCUGGAGUAUUGUUGUAAGGCGACAAAUUCAAUCUUAUUAUGUUUUUGUUCGGAUUAGAAAAAGAAAUUUAGUCAGCAUACGUAAUUGUAUCAGAGGUUGGCAAGGGUGCUAUAUUGGUCUGUU
Molecule: messenger RNA, 1754 nt
Organism: Argentina anserina (silverweed cinquefoil)
Lineage: Eukaryota; Viridiplantae; Streptophyta; Magnoliopsida; Rosales; Rosaceae
Product: phytolongin Phyl1.1-like
Exons: 2
Coding region: 415-1254 (279 amino acids)
Cellular component (GO): membrane
Source: RefSeq, a predicted model, not a curated record